Syzygium oleosum is the source of this 1011-nucleotide messenger RNA. Its product is annotated as homeobox-leucine zipper protein ATHB-40-like. The record is from RefSeq and is a predicted model, not a curated record. NCBI's taxonomy places the organism in Eukaryota, Viridiplantae, Streptophyta, Magnoliopsida, Myrtales, Myrtaceae. Gene Ontology annotation, biological process: positive regulation of DNA-templated transcription. The transcript has 3 exons. Gene Ontology annotation, molecular function: DNA-binding transcription factor activity, RNA polymerase II-specific; sequence-specific DNA binding. Gene Ontology annotation, cellular component: nucleus. Bases 11 to 766 code for a protein of 251 amino acids.
GCCCUGCCAGAUGCUUGAGUUCCACUCAAAAACCAGAGAGAACACCACGCACUUCCCUGCAAAAAGAAGUUGCAGCAAAGCUCCUUUUAUGCAGGCACAGAAAGAAAGAGAGGGUAUGAGGAUCACCAUGGACACCGACAACCAAUUAGAAGAUCAUAUGGCUCUAAUCUCUGAGUUGUACCCGGGGGUUUACGCGCAGAUCGUGCCGCCCGUCAAAGAAUCGAAGCCGCGGCGCAGGAGGAAGAAGAACAAGGGCGAGGGCGGCGCGGUGGGGCCGAGGAAGAGGAAGCUGAGCGACGAGCAGGUGAGCCUCCUGGAGCAGAAUUUCGGGAGCGAGCACAAGCUCGAGUCGGAGAGGAAGGACCGGCUGGCCUCGGAGCUCGGGCUCGACCCGAGGCAGGUGGCCGUCUGGUUCCAGAACCGCCGGGCCCGGUGGAAGAACAAGAAGCUCGAGGAGGAGUACGCGAAGCUGAAGUCGGUGCACGAGGGCACCGUGAUCGAGAAGUGCCGCCUUGAGACCGAGAUGUUGAAUCUGAAGGACCGGCUUAUCAAGUCGGAGAAGGAGAUCCAGCAGUUGCUGGAGCGGGCCGCUGAUGGGCCCACGGCGUCGAGCAACAGCCCGAGCUCGUCGAUGUCAAUGGACGCGAGCAUGGACCGGCGGUUCCCCGGAGGAGAGCUUGCGUACGAGGAUGUUUUCUACAUGCCGGAGAACGUGUACAAUGCCUACGGCAUGGACUGGAUGAACCUUUUUGACUCGCGCCAAUGAGGGAUUUAAUAAGUGUUGAGCUUGUUGCUAGUAGGGUAUAUGUAGCUAGCGCAAGGCACUAUUAGUUAGGGUAAUGUAGAUAGUGAUAAAAUCUUAGUGUAAAUUAUUUUUUAAUUUCUUUGUCUAAGUGUCCCGGUGUGUGUUCAACGUGGUGACCGGUAAGGAUGUGAAAAAUAUGUAAUCAUCAACUAAUUUGUAGCUAGGGUACUCUUCAACUUGUGGAAGCUAGUAGUGCAUUUAUCCUA